This is a messenger RNA of Aspergillus calidoustus, 681 nucleotides long. Lineage: Eukaryota; Fungi; Ascomycota; Eurotiomycetes; Eurotiales; Aspergillaceae. The record is from the annotation of a GenBank genome assembly.
AUGGAUAGCACACUCUCAAGUGUCCAGGAUUGGACAAUGUUUAUCAGCCAACUCGCGACUCGCCUGGCGUCCGGCACUUUGCGAUCUCGAGAAUCAGAAGUGCCUUUCUGGGCAUGGCAGGACGAGCUUGCACGACUCCGGGUUUGGGCUCACGACAUCGGCCUAUAUCAGGCCGGACAUACAUCGCUGGACGAGAGGCUCUCCCAGAUCCCCCCAGUUAAGUCUCAGAUUUCACGUCAGAUGGCCAGAAUCAGGCGACUGGUGAGGGACAUAGAAGAAGAAUUAUCCUACCCGGACCAGAGCGGCUCGAUGGAUACAGAUACUGAUAGCGAGUUGGAAGACGACAAGGUUACCAAACCAACCACCACUCUUCAGGAUAUAUACACCAACCUCAAAGACAGCAUUGACGUUCUGAAUCGGAUGUCCAAUAUCGAAAUCUCUCGACGAGAAAUUGCAGCUGCGAGUCUGAGGAACAGCAGGACGGCGCAACAAACGGUCGAGGGAGUCAAUUUACAGCAAGAGAAAAGCAUGGUGGCAAAUCACCGUCAAUAUGAGCCCAGACCAAGAACAGAGGUUUCAUCUCUACCUGAGCGAGAACAAGUAGUUCUAUAUUACGACGAGGGAGGGUGUUAUAGCCGAGGAUCGGGGAUUGCCAAUGUGGCGACGGACCCAAGGUAUUGA